CAUGUGGAGGAAAAUAGAACAACUUUCUUCUUAAAUCCUUGUUACAUUAUCUUCUUCUACACCAAAUAAACUUCCCCCUCAAAUUGAAAAAAAAAAAAAACUAUCUAUCUAUCCUCUAAGAUGGAAAAAGAACCAACAUGGCAUGAACUUUUAGGAAGCAAAGAUUGGGAUGGCCUUCUUCAACCUCUAAAUCUCCCUCUCCGGCGUCUAAUUCUCCGGUGCGGUGACUUUUGUCAAGCUACUUACGAUGCUUUCAACAAUGACCAAAAUUCCAAGUAUUGUGGCACGAGUCGUUAUGGUAAAAGUUCAUUUUUCAACAAAGUCAUGCUAGAAUCCUCUACCGAUUAUAAAAUCUAUUGCUUCCUCUAUGCUACUGCUAAAAUAGGCGCACUUGAAGCCAUUUUCCUCCACUCUCUGUCUCGCGAAUCGUGGGACAGAGAGUCUAAUUGGAUUGGCUAUAUAGCCAUUACGACUGAUGAAGUCAGUCGUAAACUAGGACGUAGGGAAGUGUACGUUGUGUUUCGUGGCACAGCUAGGAGUUAUGAAUGGAUCAAUGUUUUAGGUGCUCGUCCUGAUUCAGCUGACCCUCUGCUUCAUCCUAAGUCUCUCCAAAAAGGCGUUAACAACAAGAACGAUGAGGGUGAGGAUGAGGAUGAGGACGAGGACGAGGUCAAAGUAAUGGACGGGUGGCUUAAGAUUUACGUCUCAAGUAACCCGAAAUCACCCUUCACAAGACUAAGUGCAAGAGAACAACUUCAAGCAAAGAUUCAAAAGUUAAGAAAUGAGUAUAAAGAUGAGAAUUUGAGUAUAACUUUUACUGGGCAUAGUCUUGGUGCUAGCCUAGCUGUUUUAGCAUCAUUUGAUGUGGUUGAAAAUGGUGUCCCAGCUGAUAUUCCAGUAUCUGCAAUUGUAUUUGGUAGUCCACAAGUUGGGAACAAGGCAUUCAAUGAAAGAAUCAAGAAAUUCCCAAACUUGAAUAUCUUACAUGUUAAGAACAAGAUUGAUCUCAUUCCCCUUUACCCAAGUGCUCUAUUUGGGUAUGUGAAUUCAGGUAUAGAUCUAGUCAUCGAUAGCAGAAAGUCUCCGAGUUUAAAGGAUUCAAAAGUCGCGGGAGAUUGGCACAACUUGCAGGGGAUGUUACAUGUUGUGGCAGGAUGGAACGGGGAAGAUAAGAAGUUUGAGUUGAAAGUGAAGAGGAGUGUAGCUUUGGUGAACAAGUCAUCUUCAUUGUUGAAAGAUGAGUACUUGAUUCCAGGGUCGUGGUGGAUUGAGAAGAAUAAAGGAAUGGUUAUUGAUAAAAAUGGAGAGUGGAUUUUGGCACCACCUUCAGAAGAAGACCUUCCAGUCCCUGAGUAUUGAAUUUUUGGGAAUGGAGAGUUUGUUCACUUUGAAAUUAUUUUUGUUUGUUGAUAUUGCUUUGGUCUUGUCAAAUGUGAAUGUAUACAAUGUGUCUAGCAAAACAUUGUUUAUAUAUUUUCACCAAUCUAGUAUUUGUACUAGUGUUGGAAGCACUACAAGAUUGAUUCUCGUAAUAAUAAAAUAAUAAAGUUGUGUUUGUGUGAUC
Messenger RNA from Solanum tuberosum (potato), 1564 nucleotides. Its product is annotated as phospholipase A1-IIdelta-like. Bases 121 to 1359 code for a protein of 412 amino acids. Gene Ontology annotation, biological process: lipid metabolic process. Gene Ontology annotation, molecular function: glycerophospholipid phospholipase A1 activity. The record is from RefSeq and is a predicted model, not a curated record. The transcript has 2 exons. NCBI's taxonomy places the organism in Eukaryota, Viridiplantae, Streptophyta, Magnoliopsida, Solanales, Solanaceae.